Molecule: messenger RNA, 1511 nt
Organism: Labeo rohita (rohu)
Lineage: Eukaryota; Metazoa; Chordata; Actinopteri; Cypriniformes; Cyprinidae
Gene: sumo3a
Product: small ubiquitin like modifier 3a
Exons: 4
Coding region: 145-429 (94 amino acids)
Biological process (GO): protein sumoylation
Cellular component (GO): nucleus
Molecular function (GO): protein tag activity; ubiquitin-like protein ligase binding
Source: RefSeq, a predicted model, not a curated record
CACGUGGCCACAAACCAACCAAUCGUUGAUAAAGUAGGUAAAGGAAGGCGCGUCCCCGUCGGCAGCUGUGUUGCUCUACAGUGUGGAGAGCGCAUCUUGUGUUCAGUAUAUUUCCAUAAUACAGACCAACAGACACCUGCAAAAAUGUCCGAAGACAAGCCUAAGGAGGGAGUGAAAACAGAGAACGACCACAUCAAUCUGAAGGUGGCGGGACAGGAUGGCUCGGUGGUCCAGUUCAAAAUUAAAAGGCACACGCCACUCAGCAAAUUAAUGAAAGCGUACUGUGAGAGACAGGGUUUGUCGAUAAGACAGAUUAGAUUUAGAUUUGACGGGCAGCCAAUUAAUGAGACAGACACACCGGCGCAGUUGGAGAUGGAGGACGAGGACACGAUUGACGUAUUUCAGCAACAAACUGGCGGCUCCUGCUAAAACUCCACACCACCUGGACCCCACACUUAUCUAUUUUAUUCCUCAUGAUGUUUCAUUCAGAUCCUUUCACAUUGUUUCCACUUCUCUUUCUCUCCUUGUCUCUCUUCUGUCAUCUCUAGCUUUCCAAGAGUGGGCAUCACAAAUGUGUUUCCAGUAAUAUUUAUAUACGCAAUGGUUAGACCGCUACUGUGGUGGGGGAACAAACUCCAGAAGCCUGCCAGAGGGCGUAGUUGUUCAGAUUAUCCACACCAGUCACCAUGCAGGCUUUUAUGUUGCUCAGAACACUGAUUCACUCGACAAGAACCGUUGACCCCCCCCCCCCAAUCCAUAUAUUUUUUUUUUCCUUCAUGUUUUGAUUCUUAAGAGCUUUAAGUAGGCCUGUUUCAACCCAGAUUCUAUUUGCCUGUAUGUGUUGUAGAAAUAUGUUCAACCAGUGUUGUAUUCAUCUGCCUUUUAAUGGGGCCGCUUCUCAUGUGAGCUCACUGUAGGGACGGGAUCUGUCAACCAUCUCGUUGGACGAUUAAAAAUGAAGAGACUGAAUACAUGACACAAUUUACAGUGACCCCUACUGGACCAAACCCCAAAGAUGGUACUCGGUUAGCUGAUAAGAGCAGGAUUAUACCAACUAGUUCUAAGUUUUUACUUUUAAAUGUCUGUUGAAAUAUAUCCACUUACCAUUCCUAUUUCUUCUUGAGUGUUGAUCGAGGAGACAGGAAUGACCUAAAAGACCAAUAUAUCUUUUUUCCUGUUCAUUACUUUCUUUUUUUUUCCCCCCUUUUUUUUAAAUCCCAAAACUAUGAUCAGGUCUUGAAGAAAAACAAAAGGGAAUCCUUUCAGGCUUUGUUGUGACGAUUUAUUUGUCGUCGCUCACAAGGACUGGUCUGAUCUCUUUUAACAUCUCUUGCCCUCCCACUGUAAUUCAUAUGGCUGAAAGGGAGAGAGGGUUUUAAGGGUUGACUCAAAGAUUUCCAGAUGUUGGCAUCCUUCUGUACUGAUAUGUACAUUUUUUUUUUUUUUUUUGUUUGUUUUUGUUUUUUGUUGUCCUUUACUACUGUAAACAAUAAAUAUAGUUUGGUACUCAU